AUGCGUUUGUACUUCUUUCUAUAUUAUUUACUUAUUAGGUCGAGUCGUCUCCGCCAUUUUCAUUCACUCCUCUCUUUACUCCCCUUCUUUCUUUACUCUCCUUUUCUUUUUACUCUCCUUUUCUUUUUACUCUCCUUUUCUUUUUACUCUCCUUUUCUUUUUACUCUCCUUUUCUCUUUACUCUCCUUCUUUCUUUACUCCCCUUCUCUGUUUACUCUCCUUUUCUCAUUAUUCCCUUUUUCUUUACUCCACUUCUCUCUUUACUCCCCUUCUCUGUUUACUCUCCUUUUCUCCCCUUCUCUCUUUACUCCCCUUCUCUCUUUACUCACCUUCUCUCUUUACUCUCCUUUUCUCUUUAUUUACCUUCUCUCUUUGCUCACAUUUUCUCUUUACUCCCCUUCUUUCUUUAUUCCUCUUCACGCUUUACUACCCUUCUUAUCAUUUUUUCCCUUUAAUAAUUCUUCAUCUGGCUCUUUUUCGUUGCUUUUUCUUUCUUCUCAUAUUCUCACUCCACUUGUUUUUUUCUUUUGUGUUUUCUAUCUCCCUCUCUUUUUUUCUUCUUCUCUCCUUUCUCACACUUUUCUCUCUCACUUAAGUUUCCAUUUCUCUCUCCUCUUUCUAUUUCAUCUCCUUUUCUCUCUCUUUGUCUUGCCUUUUCCCAUUUUUUCGAUCUUCCUUUCUUUCCAUUUAUCUUUCUUUCUUUCCUCCUCCAACUCCCACGUCUAUCUUUCUCUCCCUCCUCCUUCUUUUCCAUCUCUCUCAGUCUUUUGUCGUCUGUCUCCAUUCGCUUUCCUCUCUCUUUGUCUAGCUUUUUUCCUUUUUUUAGUCCCCCCUCUCUCUCUCUCUUUUCCCGCUUUCUUUCUUCCUCAUUUAAUUCCUUCCCAUUUUUCUUUCCUCCUCCCAUUCCCGUUUCCAUCUCUAUGUAUAUAUCUUCACUCAGCCUCCAUUUCUCUCCCUUUCUCUUUCGAUUUCGUCUGCAUAUUGAUUUUCUUCACUCCAGUCUUUAACAGCAAAAAUGGUUCACUCGUAUCUACUUACCAAGGCUAUGGCUACUGCAGUAGUUGCUAG
Messenger RNA from Acanthosepion pharaonis, 1068 nucleotides. NCBI's taxonomy places the organism in Eukaryota, Metazoa, Mollusca, Cephalopoda, Sepiida, Sepiidae. The record is from the annotation of a GenBank genome assembly.